AGUGAAUGGGGUCCAGUGCAGUUCGGUUACCAACUUUUUUCAACAUACAGUAUCUUCUGUUGUGUUCUGUUUGAAAUGACAAAUGGGUGAGUAAAUAAAGACAGCAUUUUUAUUUUUGGAUGAACUAUCAGAUAUAGUUCUUGAAAAAGAUAUAGCAUCAUAUGGCCCUUAUAUUCUGGCAUUUUUAUCUAAUUCACGAAAUUCCGGAAAUGUUCCAAUUCUUGUUCAGGCUACUUCGUGUUUCAGAAGUUCAACCCAUCUUGAUUUUGCCUCGUCAUCCGCAAGUGAAGCUUGGCUUAUGGAGGAGGGGAUGAGAGGGAGGGAGAGCGAGCGCGCGCGUGAGAGGUGGACCACAGAAGGAGGUUGCUCAACAGUCCGAUGAGAACAUCGCUCACACUGCACAUAUCUUCAUGUUUACAUUAGCCUUAUAGUCAGAGAGAUUCAUUCUUCAUUUUCAGCCAGUGUUUAAACCCGAAACGCUGCAGCGUCGUUGCACGUGAACAGCGGGAGUGUCGCAUCUCCUGCGCAGACCCGCACCGCGCGGUCACGCCACCGGACACUUGUCUGUUUCGAGCCCACUCUGGUUUACAGUCAAAACAUGCGUCGGAGCUUCAGCCACGAUAACUGAGCACGGGUGUCGAUAACCUAGCCAACGAUUUUGCACGAUACCGUUUUGUGGACGUCGUCACGCGCUGAGACGUAAUGUCAAGAAGCUCGAUAGAAAGUCAGAGCAGGGGCGGCUCCGUCCUAGACGUGAGGAUGGCAUCUUCAAACACUUCGUCCGAAGGAGGUUCUCCGCCCCACCAGAACCGGAUCCGUCAGUCGGACAGUAACACCAGCUUCCUGAGAGCAGCCCGGGCAGGUAAUGUUGGCAAGGUUCUGGAGUUCCUUAAGGGCGGACAGGAUAUUUCCACCUGCAACCAGAAUGGACUCAAUGCUCUACAUCUAGCAGCCAAAGAAGGCCAUGUGGAGCUAGUAGAGGAACUUCUGGACAGGGGUGCGGUCGUGGAUUCUUCAACCAAGAAAGGAAACACUGCAUUGCACAUCGCCUGUCUGGCUGGGCAAAAGGAAGUUGCAAAAUUGUUGGUGAAAAGAACAGCAGACUUAAAUGCCCAAUCCCAGGUGAGAAAAAUACUGUUCUAUAACUUAGAUAUUUCAGUCUAUGGCCUUAAACCAAAUGCUGUAUGUUUGUUACUACAGAAUGGCUUCACACCACUUUACAUGGCCGCUCAAGAGAAUCACCUGGACGUUGUGCGAUACCUUCUGGAGAAUGGUGGCAACCAGAGCACGGCUACAGAGGAUGGGUUCACUCCUCUGGCCAUUGCUCUGCAGCAGGGUCAUAAUCAGGUGGUCUCUCUUCUCCUGGAACAUGACACCAAAGGUAAAGUUCGCCUCCCUGCGCUUCACAUCGCGGCCCGCAAGGACGACACCAAGUCUGCUGCUUUGCUGCUCCAGAACGACCAUAAUGCUGAUGUCCAGUCCAAGAGUGGAUUCACUCCGCUGCACAUUGCUGCUCACUACGGCAAUGUUAAUGUGGCGACUCUGCUGCUUAACAGAGGGGCUGCUGUCGACUUCACAGCCAGGAAUGGUAUAACCCCUCUUCACGUGGCCUCCAAACGGGGUAAUAUCAACAUGAUUGCCCUGCUGCUGGAUAGAGGAGCGCAGAUUGAUGCCAAAACUAGAGAUGGACUGACACCUCUGCACUGUGCAGCCAGGAGUGGACAUGACCCAGCUGUUGAGAUACUGCUGGAGAGAGGAGCUCCCAUACUGGCCAGGACCAAAAACGGCUUGUCCCCGCUGCACAUGUCAGCCCAGGGAGAUCACGUCGAGUGUGUUAAGCACCUUCUGCAACACAAAGCACCUGUUGAUGAUGUCACGCUGGAUUACCUGACCGCCCUUCAUGUCGCCGCCCACUGUGGUCACUACAGAGUCACCAAAUUACUGCUGGACAAAAAAGCAAACCCCAAUGCCAGAGCGCUGAAUGGCUUCACUCCUCUGCAUAUUGCCUGCAAAAAGAACAGAGUGAAAGUGAUGGAACUGCUGGUUAAAUAUGGAGCAUCAAUCCAAGCCAUCACUGAGUCUGGUCUGACGCCAAUUCAUGUUUCAGCAUUUAUGGGGCAUCUCAACAUUGUCCUCCUGUUGCUACAGAAUGGAGCCUCACCUGAUAUUUGCAAUAUUCGUGGAGAGACGGCGUUGCAUAUGGCUGCGAGGGCAGGACAGACGGAAGUGGUGCGAUGUUUGCUAAGGAACGGCGCUGUAGUGGAUGCCAUGGCCAGAGAGGACCAAACCCCCCUACACAUUGCGUCCCGUCUGGGUCAGACCGAAAUCGUGCAGCUGUUACUGCAACACAUGGCUCACCCUGAUGCCUCCACCACAAACGGAUACACGCCUUUGCACAUCUCUGCCCGUGAAGGGCAGCUGGACACGGCAGCCGUGCUGCUGGAGGCAGGAGCAUCUCACUCUCUUGCCACAAAGAAAGGUUUCACUCCUCUACAUGUUGCAGCUAAGUAUGGAAGCCUGGAUGUGGCAAAACUCCUCUUACAGCGCAGGGCACUUCUGGAUGAUGCUGGAAAGUACGGUCUCACACCCCUGCAUGUAGCCGCUCACUAUGAUAACCAGCAGGUGGCGAUGCUACUCUUAGACAAAGGGGCUUCAUCUCAGGCUACCGCCAAGAAUGGCUAUACACCACUCCACAUUGCGGCGAAGAAGAACCAAACACAGAUCGCCACUGCCCUGCUGCAGUAUGGAGCGGAGACCAACUCGUUGACCAAGCAGGGUGUGAGUCCUUUACAUCUGGCCUCUCAGGAGGGCCACACGGAGAUGGCAUCCCUGCUGCUGGAGAGAGGUGCACAUGUCAUUGCCGCCACUAAGAGUGGCCUCACGUCACUUCAUCUAACUGCUCAGGAGGACAGAGUCCAGGCGGCUGAAAUACUGGUCAAGCACAAUGCAAACAUAGACCAACAGACCAAACUGGGCUACACUCCUCUUAUUGUGGCUUGUCACUACGGAAAUGUCAAAAUGGUUAACUUCCUUUUGCAAAACGGUGCUAAUGUCAAUGCGAAAACAAAGAACGGUUACACACCACUUCAUCAGGCUGCUCAACAGGGAAACACGCACAUUAUCAAUGUCCUACUGCAGUAUGGAGCCAAACCUAAUGCUGUCACCAUGAAUGGAAACACUGCACUUUCUAUCGCUAAGCGUCUGGGGUACAUCUCAGUGGUGGACACUCUGAAAGUUGUCACUGAGGAAAUAAUCAAAACCACAACUACGGUGACAGAGAAACACAAACUGAACGUUCCGGAAACGAUGACCGAAGUUCUGGAUGUGUCGGAUGAGGAAGGUGAGGACACAAUGACAGGUGAUGGAGGAGAGUAUCUCCGAGCAGAAGAUCUGAGAGAACUGGGUGAUGACUCCCUGCCUGGACACUACCUGGACGGCAUGAGCUACACACACAACCUAGACCGAUCACACGAGACCCCCAGUCAUCUUGGUUAUAGAGGUGAAGGAAUGUUGAUAGAGGACAUGAUCACCAGCCACCAACUUAACAGGGUGUCUGCUUUUCGUGAGCAUGAGAAAGACUCGUAUCGACUGAGCUGGGGUGCUGAACAUCUGGAUAAUGUUGUGCUGACCGGUACUCUACUGCAGUCGGGUCGAUCAACCCCAUGCCUUGACCAUGACAACAGCAGCUUCCUGGUUAGUUUCAUGGUGGAUGCCCGUGGCGGAGCCAUGCGUGGCUGUCGUCACAACGGACUUCGCAUUAUCGUGCCACCUAGAAAUUGCUCGGCACCUACACGGGUAACUUGUCGUCUGGUAAAGAGGCACAGGUUGGCCUCCAUGCCCCCUAUGGUGGAGGGAGAGGGCCUCGCAGGAAAGCUCAUUGAAGUUGGACCUACAGGAGCCCAGUUCCUUGGUAAACUCCACCUCCCUACAGCUCCUCCUCCUCUAAAUGAGGGCGAGAGUCUUGUCAGCAGAAUUCUACAGCUGGGUCCACCCGGCACCAAAUUCCUCGGGCCUGUAAUAGUGGAGAUCCCCCACUUUGCCGCAUUGCGAGGAACAGAGAGAGAGCUGGUGAUUCUGCGGAGUGAGACGGGCGAGAGCUGGAGGGAACAUCACUGUGAGCACACAGAAGAGGAACUCAACCAGAUCCUCAAUGGAAUGGACGAGGAACUGGACACGCCAGAGGAGCUGGAGAAAAAACGGAUCUGCCGCAUCAUCACGCGAGAUUUCCCACAAUACUUUGCAGUGGUGUCCCGAAUCAAGCAGGAUAGUCAUCUGAUUGGUCCAGAGGGUGGGGUACUAAGCAGCACGCUUGUACCACAGGUCCAGGCUGUGUUCCCAGAAGGAGCGUUGACCAAACGGAUACGGGUGGGACUACAGGCCCAACCAAUCAGUGAAGAUCUGGUAAGGAAGAUCUUGGGCAACAAGGCCACAUUUAGUCCUAUUGUUACCCUGGAGCCCAGAAGGCGCAAAUUUCACAAGCCUAUCACGAUGACAAUUCCUGUCCCCAAAAGUCAAACCAGUGAUGGGACCAACAAUACACCCACUCUGCGACUGCUAUGUAGCAUUACUGGUGGGACUACUCCAGCACAAUGGGAAGACAUAACCGGAUCCACACCUCUAACAUUCAUCAACCAGUGUGUUUCAUUCACCACCAAUGUCUCAGCAAGGUUCUGGCUCAUAGACUGCCGUCAGAUCCAGGAGUCUGUCAACUUCUCCAGCCAGUUGUAUCAUGAGAUCAUCUGUGUUCCCUACAUGGCCAAGUUUGUCAUCUUUGCCAAAACAUUGGACCCCAUUGAAGCACGACUUCGCUGCUUCUGUAUGACCGAUGAUAAGAUGGACAAAACUCUGGAACAGCAGGAGAACUUUACUGAGGUGGCCCGAAGCCGAGAUGUUGAGGUAUUGGAGGGAAAGCCCAUCUUUGCUGACUGCUUUGGGAAUCUAGUCCCACUUACCAAAAGCGGACAGCACCAUGUCUUCAGUUUCUAUGCCUUUAAAGAAAACCGUCUUUCUCUCUUUAUCAAAAUCCGUGACAGCACUCAAGAAACAUGUGGCAGAUUAUCUUUUACAAAAGACCCACGGACAUAUCGUACCCUAAACCACAACGCAAUAUGCAAUCUGAACAUCUGCCUCCCUGUGUACUCAAAGGAUUCCGAUUCUGACCAAGAUGCAGAUGAAGAGAGUGAGAAGACACAUGAGAAAUACUAUGACGGAUCUGAGUCAACAGAAAUUUCCAUGCUGCACAUCAUCCAUGAUCCUGCAACACUUGCAAGUCCAGAUCUGCUUUCAGAGGUGUCUGAUAUGAAGCAGGACUUGAUUAAAAUGUCAGUCCUUUUAACAUCUGAAAAGUCAGAACAAUCAUUUUCCACAGCUGCAGGACAGCGAUCAGAGAAGGCAGGGAAUGAGGAAGUGGAUGAGCCUUUUGUGAUUGUUGAAAAAGUUAAAGAGGACUUGGAGAAGGUUGAAGAGAUCCUGCGUGAAGGACCGAUGGAAGAAACAAAGAAGGGGGGUGCUGCUGGAAAAUCCACAAUCAUUGAGGAUGAGGAGUGGGUACUUCUCAGCGACACAGAUGUUGAGGAUUACAAAAGCAAAAACAUCACAAAAGUUCAAGAGACACUCUUUCAUGAAGUUCGAAUCAAACAAGACAUUAUACACGGUUCUCCUCCUAAGAGGGAUAUGUCAGCUAUGGUUUCACAUCUCAGCAGAGACCUAGAAUAUUGCCUCCAAGAAACACCAGUGCCAGUUAGACAACCACAAGAGUUAAAUAUUGUUCAAGAAAGUUUUAAAGAGGUUAUUUUGACCCAUGGUAGUAAAAAUUAUCCAGCAAAAAUCAAAAAGCCGGCAAGAAAAAAGCGCAAAGACAGAGAGUUUGCAAGUGGCAGUUCAGAAGAUGAUUUGGAAAGGAUGAGCAGGAGUCAGUCUGAGGAAUCUUUAGAUGAAGAUGCAGUUAUUGGUGAAUCUGCACCUGUUUUUGGAUCACUUCCUGUGUCCCCUAAAAUUGUAGAAACCCCAAUUGGAUCUAUUAAAGACAGGGUUAAGGCACUGCAAAAGAAGGUUGAAGAGGAGGAGGAGGUGGAAAAGUGGAAACCCCAAAAAGUGAAUACUUCUCAAAGCAAGUUAUAUGUUGCAGAAACCGAAAAAUCAAAUAAACCUCCGAAAUCCCCUAAGUCUCCAAAAUCACAGACAGAAAGGCUAGAGGAAACCAUGUCUGUUAAGGAGCUUAUGAAAGCAUUUCAAACUGGGCAGGAUCCAUCAAAAAGCAUUUCUGGACUUUUUGAGCAUAAAGCAAUAACAACUGUAACCACUGAAACUGUAAGUUCAGUUGUAAUUCAGGCAAACGACAAUCAAAUGACAGUAACAACCCAAGAUUCGCAAGACAAAAUUCUUAAAGAAUCGCAUUGUAUGGACCCAGACACAAUUCAGCAUGAACCAACGAUCAUGAAUCGUUUAACACCAUUGAUGACCGUAGAUAGCACUUGGUCCACCCAAAAUAAAGCAAGUGAUCCAGCUGUAAAUUCAAACAUUAUUUUCAAUUUUGAAGAUGAAAGUCCUUCAGAAAACCUGUCUGAGAAGAAAACGAUAGACCAGUGUGAAGAGAGUGAGGAACAACUAAUAACCUCAAACAUAGUUGAAGAUGAAGAUCCGGGAUUGAUACCUGAGAAAUUACAUUACGAAUAUAGCAUCUGCCAAGACAGGAGAUUGUCUGUAGAACCCCAGAUUAGCCCAGACAGAAAACCAUCAGAGGACUUCAGUGCAGACAUUAAGGAAGAGCUAGAAGACAAUGCAGAAUACCAGCUCUUUAGGCAAACCACUGGUGAAGCAGAUAACCAUUAUUUAAUAUGUAGUGAUGGUAAAUCUUUAGAGGAUGGAGAUCAAAUGCACCAGGUUGCUAUGGAAUCUUAUUCAUAUAAUCUAGAAACAAUCACUGAAUUAUCCACUGCUGUGGUGCAAGGGGAGCCCUUACUUCAAAGUGAAAAACAUGAUGACGAAUUGGAUGAAAGUCCUGAUAGUGACAAACAUGAGGCUUUGGCAGACUCUCCUGGCAAUAGUAUAGGGAUCAGGACAGCACACUCCAGCACAGGGGACAGUGACAAACAUGAGGGAUUUGCUGAAACUCCUCAAGAUAGUCCUAAAAUCCAUGUUUUAUCUUCACGUACAACAAUAGUAGCAGACAUAUUUCAAGGGACUGACGAGGCAGAGAGUAUAACUCACCAAAAAAUCCGGGUGACAUCUUGCGAAAAAGCAGAGAGUGACAUGAGUGAACAAAUAUUUGCAGUAACCUCACCAGAAAGCAAGUUUGAAUCAACAUAUCUUGAUGACUCACGGAUUGAUUCACCACGCCCAUACACCAAGACUGAGUCGACAUCCCUGGAUGAUUCCAAGAUUGAUUCAUUUGUCCCAUCCACCAGAACUGAAUUGCCAUCCCCUGAUGAUUCCAAGAUUGAUUCACUUGUUACAUCCACCAGAACUGUGUUACCACCCCCGGAGGAUUCCAAGAUCGAUUCACUUGUCCCAUCUACCAGAACUGAAUUGCCAACCCCUGAUGAUUCCAAGAUCAAUUCACUUGUCCCAUCCACCAGAACUGUGUUACCAUCCCCUGAUGAUUCCAAGAUCUAUUCACUUGUCCCAUCCACCAGAACUGAGUUACCAUCCCCUGAUGAUUCCAAGAUCGAUUCACUUUUCCCAUCCACCCGUACUGAGUUACCAUCCCCUGAUGAUUCCAAGAUCGAUUCACUUGUCCCAUCCACCAGAACUGAGUUACCAUCCCCUGAUGAUUCCAAGAUCGAUUCACUUGUCCUUUCCACCAGAACUGAGUUACCAUCCCCUGAUGAUUCCAAGAUCGAUUCGCUUGUCACAUCCACCAGAACUGAGUUACCAUCCCCUGGUGAUUCCAAGAUCGAUUCGCUUGUCACAUCCACCCGAACCGAUUUACCAUCCCCUGAUGAUUCCAAGAUUGAUUUGCUUGUCCCAUCCACCAGAACCGGUUUACCAUCCUCUGAUGAUUCCAAGAUCGAUUCACUUGUCCCAUCCACCAGAACUGAGUUUCCAUCCCCUGAUGAUUCCAAAAUCGAUUCACUUGUCCCAUCCACCAGAACCGGGUUACCAUCCCCUGAUGAUUCCAAGAUCGAUUCAGUUGUCCCAUCCACCAGAACUGACUUACCAUGCCCUGAGGAUUCCAAGAUCGAUUCACUUGUCUCAUCCCCCAGAACUGACUUACCAUGCCCUGAGGAUUCCAAGAUCGAUUCACUUGUCUCAUCCCCCAGAACUGAGUUACCAUCCCCUGAUGAUUCCAAGAUCGAUUCACUUGUCCCAUCCACCAGAACUGAGUUUCCAUCCCCUGAUGAUUCCAAAAUCGAUUCACUUGUCCCAUCCACCAGAACCGGGUUACCAUCCCCUGAUGAUUCCAAGAUCGAUUCAGUUGUCCCAUCCACCAGAACUGACUUACCAUGCCCUGAGGAUUCCAAGAUCGAUUCACUUGUCUCAUCCCCCAGAACUGACUUACCAUGCCCUGAGGAUUCCAAGAUCGAUUCACUUGUCUCAUCCCCCAGAACUGAGUUACCAUCCCCUGAUGAUUCCAAGAUCGAUUCACUUGUCCCAUCCACCAGAACUGAGUUUCCAUCCCCUGAUGAUUCCAAAAUCGAUUCACUUGUCUCAUCCACCAGAACCGGGUUACCAUCCCCUGAUGAUUCCAAGAUCGAUUCACUUGUCCCAUCCACCCGUACUGACUUACCAUGCCCUGAUGAUUCCAAGAUCGAUUCACUUGUCUCAUCCACCAGAACUGAGUUACCAUCACCUGAACAUUCCAAGAUUGAUUCACUUGUCCCAUCCACCCGUACUGAGUUACCAUGCCCUGAGGAUUCCAAGAUCGAUUCACUUGUCUCAUCCACCAGAACUGUGUUACCAUCCCCUGAACAUUCCAAGAUGGAAUCACUUGUCCCAUCCACUAGAACUGAGUUACCAUCCCCUGAUGAUUCCAAGAUCGAUUCACUUGUCCCAUCUACCAGAACUGAGUUACCAUCCCCUGAGAAUUCCAAGAUCAAUUCACUUGUCCCAUCCACCAGAACCGAGUUACCAUCCCCUGAUGAUUCCAAGAUCGAUUCACUUGUCCCAUCCAACCGUACUGAGUUACCAUCCCCUGAGGAUUCCAAGAUCGUUUCACUUGUCACAUCCACCAGAACUGAGUUACCAUCCCCUGAACAUUCCAAGAUCGAAUCACUUGUCCCAUCCACCAGAACUGAGUUUCCAUCCCCUGAGGAUUCCAAAAGCGAUUCACUUGUCCCAUCCAACAGAACUGAGUUACCAUCCACUGAUCAUUCCAAGAUCGAUUCACUUGUCCCAUCCACCAGAACCGAGUUACCAUCCCCUGAGGAUUCCAAGAUCGAUUCACUUGUCCCAUCCAACAGAACUGAGUUACAAUCCCCUGAUGAUUCCAAGAUCGACUCACCUGGCCCAUUCACCAGAACUGAGUUAUCAUCCCCUGAUGAUUCCAAGAUCGACUCACCUGGCCCAUUCACCAGAACUGAGUUAUCAUCCCCUGAUGAUUCUAAGAUAAUAAUUCAAGAGACAAUUCAAGUUAUGCAAUACAGCCACGUAAAGUCUAAUGAAACAACAACACAACAUAUGGAAAGUGCUUCAGCCUGUAGGGAAAGUAAGAAGCCUAUAGAUUCUGAUACAAUCACUAAGAAGUAUGAGGAGGUACUUCAGUAUAGUCUUCACAGUGAAGAUGCACCAAACAGACCUUUUAAUUUGGAUUCACUACAGCCUAAAACCAUAAGUGGCUCUACAACUCUCUAUCAGACAGACUCACUUGAAACUAGUCCCGUCAAAGAAGAUGAGUCAUCCCAUAAAAGCCCAGACUCUAUUGAGCCAAGCCCAACCAAGGAAUCUCCAUGUCCAGAUUCUUUAGAAGGAAGUCCCACUGGGCAAGGGUAUAUUGAAAGGGUCUUCUCAACAUGUCCAAUGUCCAUUUCUGAUUCCCAAGUAAAUGCAGAAAAGGAAGUAUUUUUUAAAGAAAGUGAAUCAUUCCAAAUUUUAGAGAGCCCAGAUGUGCAGUGCCUUUCCAUGUAUCCAAAAGAAAUAAGAGACCAUGAGGAUCUUGAUGACACCAGUGCUUUACAAAGACAAUUCACUCCAGAAGAAGAGAUGUUUAAGAUGGCUGCAAAGAUCAAAACAUUUGAUGAAAUGGAAAAAGAUGCAAAAAAGAAAAAAGUAAAAUUUGAUUUUGAUUGUACUUUUAUACAACCAGAAGAGCUGUCACCGCACAAAAGUCCACUGGACUUUAACACAGUUGUAAUGAACGAAUCACAAGAGCAGCGGUUAGAGAGCCUGACUGAAUCUGACUCACAUGGCGCAGUAUUACCCUCAUUUUCUUCAUUAUCAGAUGAUGAUAAUGAUAGCCCAAAUUUAGAUGAGUCGCCAUACAAGGUCUCUGUAGAAACUGAUCAGGUUUUAGAGACCAUGGACAAAGGUGUUCAGGAUCAUAGCCAAUUGGAGACUGUCGAUUUACAGCCAUUCAAAGAUAUACCAUUUGUACAAGCAGACAUAGAGGAUGAGGAGGAAGACUAUGAUCAAGUCCGUUCAGUGUACCAUAGUAUAGUAAUUAGUGAGACCUACACUGCUGAUAGAACAGAGCAGGAUGUAGUUACAUCACAACUACAGAGCAAAGUGGACAUCGAGAUCAGUGAUGUUGAUACCGAUUCUCCUAGUGAGAGCAAAACAUCCGAAAAAAUCCUUGAACCAGUUUCCCCAACUGAUACUGUGUUUACCAGUGCUGCAAUAAAAGUGCAGGAUGAAACCCAACCAGAUGCAUGUCUUUACGAAGAGGACCAGAUAGAAAUACCAGAAGAAAUCCCAGAAUCUGUUCUAAGAGACUUGGUACCCUGGAGUGCCCAAGUAGAUGAUGAUGAGGCGUUUGAUGCAAAAAUUGAAGCAGAGGAGAAGAAAAUACUUGCUCUUUGUUCAGACAGACGAUCCACGUCUGACACAACUCCAGGACGUACUCCAACUGAAGAAGGGACACCGAAUCCAUUCCUUUUUCAAGAAGGAAAAUUGUUUGAAAUGACUAGAGGUGGAGCCAUUGACAUGACCAAAAGGACCAUGGAGGACGAAGCCGUUUUUUUCCCAAUAAAUGAAGAUCUGACUGAAGAUGGAUUUGAGCAAGUCACAUUUAACACUAGUGAAUGUGAUUCAGUAGCUUCUUUUGAGGGACCUGUAGAUGGUUUAUUGCACCAGGACAGAAUUGCUGAUGAUUCUGAAGCCUUUGAAUCUGAAACCAGAACUGAGGAUGUUCAGGUCUGUUUAGUGCAGUCCGAAUUCCAGAGUGAACCAGAAAGCCCCAGAGAGAAUAAUUUAUACGAGGGCACGCUAAUACCAAACAUAAACACUGCCACUUCCACAGUAUCACGCACCGUGCAUUCUGAGCAAGACCCAGAAUCCUCUGACUCUUCAGUGGAAGAUGAACAGCAUUCUGUUGUUGAAAUGCCCAUAUCCACCCAAGAAUAUGUUGUUUGUGUCUCAGAGACAUUUUCUGCUACAUCCAAGGAAAUUGUCACUGAAAUAGUGGAGGCAACACCCAAACCAAAAUUAGAAGUAAAAGCAGCCAGCUUUGACCACAUUUUAGGGCAAGGGGACUCCACUGAGCAGAACCAAAGGCCUAAAUCUGAGGCUGAUAUUGACAAUGCAGAAUGGUCCAUGUAUGUUGCAGAAGGUCAGAGUAAUAUAGACAAACUCAAACCAAAGAUUAUAUCAUCCCAGCUGCCUUAUUCACAGGAACAUGAUGAUGAUUUACACCAACCCCACAAACAACCUGAAUCCCCCUCUAAAUGCCCUCAGGAAGUGGAACUUUUGACAGAGUUUGAGAAAGGAGCAAAAGCUUCUAUUGACUUAGAAAGUAGUUUGAAAACAGUUCGACCUCCAUCUAUAGGUGAGGAUGUCUUUGAGACAAGACCCAACUGGGAAGAUAGUGUGGAGACACAGAUGCAGAGAAUCUCAGACAGCUCUUCCCCAGACCAAUGUAAAGCGGACUGGCAUGAUGAUAUCGAUAGGAAAGAAGAGACAUUGGCCAUCAUUGCUGACCUUCUAGGUUUUAGCUGGACAGAGCUGGCCAAAGAGUUGGAGUUUAUUGAGGAUGAAAUUCAGCAAGUGCGCAUUGAAAACCCAAACUCGCUACAAGAGCAGAGUCAUGCCCUGUUACAGCGCUGGGUAGAGAGAGAAGGAAAGCAUGCAACCGAAGAUACUUUGAUUAAAAGACUGACUAAAAUCAACCGCAUGGACAUUGUCCAUCUCAUUGAGAUUCAAAUGAACAAGUCAGUCCAGGAGCAAACUUCAAGAACAUAUGCAGAGAUCGAGAGAACCCUGGACCACAGUGAAGCUCUCUCCUCAGUUCAAGAGGAUGCUGAAAGUCUGCGGGUGGUCCGGAGAGUGGAGACCUCACAAAGGCAUCCUCCAGCUGUUUCAGAAGAAGACUUAUCUGUGGCUUCUCUCCUUGACAUUCCGUCAUGGGCCGAAGCAAUGGGAAAUGCCCAUUCAGAGAGCAUUCAUGGGGAUCUAAUGGAGGAAUUGGAGAUCAACCAGGAUAGCUUCAUCAAUCAAUGGCCAUCCCAAGAGCUCAAGAAGGAAUCAACGAAUGAGGCUGCAGAAGGUGAUGAUGUUCCAGAUAUUCCUCCACGAUCUGUAACAGAAGAGCAAUAUACAGAUGCACAGGGAAACCUGGUAGUGAAGAAGGUGACCAGGAAGGUGAUUCGCCGUUGUGUCUCAUCUGACGGGGUUGAGAAAGAGCAGGUGAGGGUGGAGGGAUCUGAACAACAGCCUGUCAUUGUGGAACAGGGGGACGGAUACUCCAGAGUGAUGAAGAGGACAGUACUUAAGAGUGAAGGGCAUCAGACAGAGGUGACUUUCCACGAGAGGGCUGGCAUGUCAUCUUUAAAGGAGGAAUCGGCUGGAGGUCCGGAGGUCAAACAGGUGGUCCAGACAAAAGUGGUACACGGGGAACGUCUGGAGAAGCACGAGGGUGAUUCCGUUUUUGCCGCAGACCUACCCUCUGCUCGGGAUGACUUCACCCAGGACGAGGAUGAAGAAGUCUAGGACCAGGAGGAGGUCAACAGUGAGAGAUGCUGGGGGACAGAAGCAAGUGUGCGCGGAGCAGAUAGGCGAUCGUUCCGAGCACCAUGACAACCUACAGCAUCACCUCCAUCAGUUCAUUCACCACUAUUGUGCCCAAAACGACAGAGAGGAAGAAUGGGAGGACGCAGAAGAGAUGACGUGAUCGAUUCCUCCCCUUCAUUUUCCUCUCUCAAUAUUCUAUCCCUCUAACCUCUCCUAUGCACCAUGCUCAUGCAAUCCCAGAAUGCACUUCGCUCCUACCACUUACAGUCUUCCUGUCCGGUCACACCGGACGUUUGCCCUAUUUCAGUAAAUGGACAGUAUUCUCUUUUUAUUUCCAACAAUUCCCUGCCUUGUACUCUGUGACCAAAGGGUGUUCUUUCCUUUCGUAGUAGUUUUGAAAUCCCUAAUUUCUCUUGAAAAAUAAGUAGCUAUAGUGAAUGCAAAAAUAAAAAAAACAAUCACAAAAGGUUUUAAUCCAACAGUUCUCUCAGAAAUCUUGGUUGUUCAUACUCAAAACAUUUAAUCUUGAAAAAAAAACUACUGCACUGCCUACCACAGCUCUUGAACUUCAAUAUCAUUGCAUUAUAUCGCCACAUCAAGACUUACUCUGUUGAUCUCAACGGUUGAGCUCUUUGCCUUCUUUAUCAGCUGUUGGGAUAUCGUGCGUCUGUGUAAUCUGUCCAUUGGGAGUAUAUAUAAUAUGCAUUUUUAAAAUGACAGUAGAGCACAUUAGCCACCUGUAAGGAUAUUAGCAGGCAUGCUUAGCUAGCAGCAUUCACUUACUAAUGUCUUUCUAUUGUUAGACAACUGUCGAUUUUCUCUCUUUAUCUUUUCUCUCACUUCACUGCGUCUGUGAUCUGUAGCAACCCUCACCAUUAUCAUCAUCACUGGAGACAUUUCAACAGCUUUUUUGUUAUAAUACAGUAGGUCACAUGAGCAGAUGCUUAUGGUUGUAAAUUCAGGCAAUGUGGCAGUUUUGAGGGGGAUUUAGGACGUUGGUUUGGAAUGGUUUUGGAGUUUACUGAAAUUGUGAUUUUAUUUGUUCUUUAUCUGCGUGUGUGUGUGAAUGUGAAAAGGGUAAAUUUGAGAUAUGAUUUGUUUUGAAAUUUAUAUUAGUUUCACUGUUGUGUAUAUAUUGCUCAAUGUCAGUUUUAAGGAAACUUGCUCUGAGGUAUUUGUGAUGGCGAAUGUUUUCAUAUUGGGUUGGUUUUGGAAGUGAGUUUUUAAAAAGACUGGUACAGUUAUGCAAAAUGUGUGAAACGGAAUGAAAGAAUGAAAGAUUGAAUCUGUGCAUUUACUAUUCACAUGCCCUGCACCGAAUCACGAGUUGGCUUCAUUUGAAACUGCUAAAAAUGAGUUUGUGAUAUCGUUUUUAGUUUUUCUGAAUGCAGCUGUGUUAGAAGAGGUUGUCAUUUGGUGCUGAUCUCAGGCCAGCUCACAUGCAUGUCCAUGCAUUUUCCCUUAUCAUAGUUAAUAAAAUUCGGGUUUGGGAAACUGGCCCUGGAACAGCAUUGAAAGUCAUCCUCCAACUAGGUUGAACACUGCUACUACUUUCACUGUGACUGGCCCACGUUUGAUUUACUGAAUCUGCAUUCUGUGUCUGUGGAGAUAAGAAUAUGCAUAUAGUACAUCUAUCUAUCUAUCUAUCUAUCUAUCUAUCUAUCUAUCUAUCUAUCUAUCUAUCUAUCUAUCUAUCUAUCUAUCUAUCUAUCUAUCUAUCAUCUAUCUAUCCGUAAAGGCAUGUAUUAGUUUACUAUAUAACUUUAAAAAAGACAUUUAAACACUAUACAAUGGCUACAGUGUGUGUAUACGGCUGAACGAGAAUAAAAGUGUAUAAGUGUCAUAACCUUUAUGUAAUGGUUGUUUUUCCUUGUUUGCUUUGGUGCAAUUUUGACUGCAAUGUUGUGGGAUAGUUCACCCCAAAAUGUCAUUGCAAACAUCUGCAGAACACAAAAGAAGAUAUUUUGAAGAAUGUUGGUACCAGGCAACAUUGACUUCCAUUGGAUGGACACAAAAGCACAGAGACAUUUCUUAAAAUCUUUUCUUUUGUGUUCCACCAAAGUGUCAUAUACGUGUUUUAAAUGACAUGAGGGUGAAUAAAUGAUGACAGAAUUUUUAACUAUGAGCUAACUAUCCCUUUAAAGAAGCAUCACCUAGCCGUGUGAUAGGGUGAUAACGCACAGAAUAGAAUAGCAAC
Messenger RNA from Triplophysa rosa, 15298 nucleotides. RefSeq names its product ankyrin 2a, neuronal (gene ank2a). Gene Ontology annotation, molecular function: protein binding. Gene Ontology annotation, biological process: protein localization to T-tubule; regulation of cardiac muscle contraction; signal transduction. The transcript is spliced from 46 exons. Bases 703 to 13080 code for a protein of 4125 amino acids. Gene Ontology annotation, cellular component: T-tubule. The record is from RefSeq and is a predicted model, not a curated record. NCBI's taxonomy places the organism in Eukaryota, Metazoa, Chordata, Actinopteri, Cypriniformes, Nemacheilidae.